AGUGGUUAAGAGCACGGGUUUGGCGUCACAGUUAUGAAGUCUGGUUCUGCUGACUUGAGACCUGGAGGAAUGCCUUGAACUCUGACUUCUGUGUCCUUUCCUGUAGAAUGGGAAUAAUUCCCACCUUGCAGAGUUGUAGGGAGGAUUAAAGGAAAUGAUCUUGGUUGACAAGCUUAUCGGGUGUGGGUACCUAGGUAGUAGCUAUCAAUGUUAUUUAAUGCAGCCGGGCACAGUGGCUCACGCCUAUAAUCCCAGCACUUUGGGAGGCCGAGGCGGGCGGAUCACGAGGUCAGGAGAUCGAGACCAUCCUGGCUAACAUGGUGAAACCCCGUCUUUACUAAAAAUACAAACAAUUAGCCAGGCGUGGUGGCACACGCCUGUAGUCCCAGCUACUCGGGAGAAUCGCUUGAACCUGAGAGGCGGAAGUUGCAGUGAGCCGAGAUCAUGCCACUGCACUCCAGCUUGGCGACAGAGCGAGACACACACUUUCUGUCUCUCUCUCUCUCUCUAAAAUUUAAUGAAUGAGGAAACCGCGAACAUACGUCCAGUAAGGUGGGACUUCACCAGCUGAGGUGGAGGAGAUGCCUUAACCCUCCGGAGUCUCUAUACAUUGUAAUGGCUACUUCUUAGGACGGUUGUAGGAUUAAGUAAGGUUGGAAAUAUGAAAAGAGCGGCCGCGCGCGGUGGCUCAAGUCUGUAAUCCCAGCACUUUGGGAGGCCGAGGCGGGCGGAUCACGAGGUCAGGAGAUCGAAACCAUCCUGGCUAACACGGUGAAACCCCGUCUCUACUAAAAAUACAAAAAAUUAGCCGGGCGUGGUGGCGGGCGCCUGUAAUCCCAGCUACUCGGGAGGCUGAGGCAGGAGAAUGUCGUGAACCCGGGAGGCGGAGCUUGCAGUGAGAUCGCGCCAGUGCACUCCAGCCUGGGGGACAGAGAAAGACUCCGUCUCAAAAAAAAAAAAAAAAAAAAAAGAAAUAUGAAAAGAGCUUAUAAAUUGCAAAAUAUUUUACCGAUGCUAAUUUAAUCGCUUACACUCCAGAGCAUUUUGAAAUUUCUUUAUAGAUUUGGCACAGCAGCAGGGUCAUAGGACACCCCCAGAGCAACUUGUGGGUCUUGGAAUAGAUGAAAAGAAACAACUGCCACUGUGUUGCUACCAUAACCCUAAAGAUAAAGCUUUCCAGGAGACCCCUAUUUCCUCUCUGCUUUUUCUGCCUACGGCACUUCACACUUAUGUGCCAGCAUUUUUACUGCCUAGUUAAAUACCAGUCUAUCAAUUAUGUAAGAGACAGCUUAGUCCAGUAGUUAAGAGCACAGACUGUGGACCUGGGCAGCCUGCAUCUGAAUACCAGCUCUACCACUUACUAACGAUAUGACCUUGGACAAAUUAUUUUACCUCUCUUGGCCUCAAAUUUCUCAUCUGUAAAAUGGGGAAGGUAAUAAUGUAUUAUAUCAUCUACCUUGUGAGAUUUAAAUAAUGUUAGUGCUUGUAGAACACUCCCUGGCACAUUGUAAGCAAUGUAUAAGGAUUUGCUGCCAUUUUUGUUUCCACCACUACUACAUGACCAGGCAGUCAUUCUUCUCAGUAAUACUACUAGAUUCCUUUGGUUAGAGACAGCUCUGCAUUUAGAAGGUUCCAGGCAUGGAGAAAGGUUGGUGAAGGUCCUAGAAUAAAUGACUUCUUGGGGAUUUUUGGUUGUUGGUUUUGUUCACUAAAGUAUCCCAUGCAACUGGAGUGGUACCUGGCACACAGUAGGUCCUCAGUAAAUGUUUAUGGUAUUAAUACAUUUCUAACCUUGCUUAUCUUUUUGCCCCAACAGCUGCUUGCCUUAGAGCAAGGGAAACAACUCUGAUUCAAAGGAACUAGAAGCCUCUCCCUCAGUGGUAGGGAGAGAGCCAGGAGCUGUUUUCUGGGGAACUGUGGGAUGUGCCCUUGGGGGCCCGAGAAAACAGAAGGAAGAUGCUCCAGACCAGUAACUACAGCCUGGUGCUCUCUCUGCAGUUCCUGCUGCUGUCCUAUGACCUCUUUGUCAAUUCCUUCUCAGAACUGCUCCGAAAGGCUCCUGUCAUCCAGCUUGUGCUCUUCAUCAUCCAGGAUAUGGCAAUCCUCUUCAACAUCAUCAUCAUCUUCCUCAUGUUCUUCAACACCUUCGUCUUCCAGGCUGGCCUGGUCAACCUCUUAUUCCAUAAGUUCAAAGGGACCAUCAUCCUGACAGCUGUGUACUUUGCCCUCAGCAUCUCCCUUCAUGUCUGGGUCAUGAACUUACGCUGGAAAAACUCCAACAGCUUCAUAUGGACAGAUGGACUUCAAACGCUGUUUGUAUUCCAGAGACUAGGUAAGGACCAGAGCAAGGUCAGGCCUCUCUCAGGUCCCACAUGUGUCUCUCUCAGUGAGGGCCUUGAUGCUGGCUUCCCAGACCUGUCCCAGCUGGCUUGGGAUGGUUGCGACAGCCACACCAGGAACAGGAGGGAUUACUGCCCCUGCCCUUGCUGGAAGACUGUGGGAAAUCAGGAGGCAGGGCUGCCCAGCCUCAUUAGGUUCUGUUCUUUUUGUUUGUUUGUUUGUUUGUUUUUGAGACAGUCUUGCUCUGUCGCCCAGGCUGGAGUGCUGUGGCGCUAUCUCAGCUCACUGCAAGCUCCGCCUCCCAGGUUCAUGCCAUUCUCCUGCCUCAGCCUCCUGAGUAGCUGGGACUUCAGGCGCCCGCCACCACGCCCAGCUGAUUUUUUGUGUAUUUUUAGUAGAAACGGGGUUUCACCAUGUUAGCCAGGAUGGUCUCGAUCACUGACCUUGCGAUCCGCCUGCCUCUGCCUCCUAAAGUGCUGGGAUUACAGGCGUGAGCCACCGCGCCCGGCCAGGUUCUGUUCUUAAGUUCUGUUCUUAACCUGAAAUGACACUCAGGAGCAGCCCUGAGGCUUCUGUUCUGCUUCCC
Symphalangus syndactylus (siamang) is the source of this 2926-nucleotide messenger RNA. It is a transcript of the gene TMEM138, whose product is annotated as transmembrane protein 138. The record is from RefSeq and is a predicted model, not a curated record. Gene Ontology annotation, cellular component: cilium. NCBI's taxonomy places the organism in Eukaryota, Metazoa, Chordata, Mammalia, Primates, Hylobatidae.